CUUUUCAUCUUGUCCUAGUUUUCAACAUGGACUGAAGUAUUUUCUUUGAUUCAUGUUCCAUAUGUGAAUCUGAUCUGAAAAUGGGUUCUAAGGAGGAAAGUGAUGGCUUUGAUUCAAGAGCAGCAGUGAAGCUACAGAAAGUAUACAGGAGUUACCGCACGAGGCGCAGGCUAGCCGAUUCUGCUCUUGUUGUUGAGGAACUCUGGUAUGCAAGCAGGGAAAUUUGUGCAUCAUUGGUUUUCUUGCAUAGAUUAAAGGAUGAUGAUAAUGUUUGCAGGUGGCAGGCAAUAAAUUAUGCAAGGCUGAAUCACAGUACAGUUUCAUUCUUCAAUUUUGAUAAACCAGAAACUGCAGCUUCACGUUGGAACAGAAUCAGGCUGAAUGCUUCUAAGGUUGGAAAAGGUCUAGGUAAUGAUGCUAAGGCACAAAAAUUAGCUUUCCAGCAUUGGAUUGAAGCUGCAAAGUGGUAUAAAAGAGACACAGGGCAACCAUUUUUCUACUGGUUGGAUGUUGGAAAUGGAAAAGGCCUGGACCUCAGGGCGUGCCCAAGAUGGAGGCUUGAGCAACAAUGCAUCAAAUACCUUGGACCACAAGAGAGGGAGAACUAUGAAUACAUGAUCGUCAAUGGCACAAUGGUGCACAAGCAAACCCAAAAUCCUUUCAACACAAAUCCAGGACAGCAGAGUUCAAAAUGGAUAUUUGUGAUGAGUACCUCAAAGAAACUUUAUGCUGGAGAGAAAAAGAAGGGAUCAUUUCAUCAUUCCAGCUUCCUUGCUGGAGGAGCUACUUUGGCUGCUGGAAGACUUACAGUGGAAGAUGGGAAGUUUAAGUCUGUAUCAGCAUACAGUGGGCAUUACCGUCCAACCAAUGAAAAUCUCAGCAGCUUCUUAGACUUCCUGAAGGAGAGUGGAGUUAACCUCAAUGAAGUUCAGGUAUUUUCCCAAACAGAAGAUCAUGCAGGCUGUGACAACAGCAUUUUCAGUCAGGAGGGAAGCAUAUUGGGGUUGGGAAGACCAAAAAAUUCCAGGCCAUUGGAAACACAGGUUCAUGGAAAAAAUGAGAAGCAACAAUGUGAUGAAUCUUCUAUAUUAGCUCAGGCAGAAGGAACAAGGAGUUAUAAAAGAACAUUAUCAAGUAAUUUACACAGCCCAAGAACCAGUGUGCCAAGGAAGCAAGUAAUACAGAGGAUCAAAUCCAAGAAGGAGGCAAGUUCAUACCAGUUAGGGUACCAACUAUCUGCAAAAUGGACAACAGGAGCAGGACCAAGAAUUGGGUGCAUUGCAGACUACCCUGUGAAACUGAGAUUACAGGCCCUGCAGUAUGUAAACCUCUCCUCCAAAGAUUCCCCACCACCAACUUCUAAAUUUCUUGCCAAUAUCACUUCUUAUGCAAAUGUAUGCGACAUAUUAUGAUCAUAGAACCCACAAUCUUGCUUCUUUCUUCUUCUUCUUUUUAAUUAUUGUUAUAUGGCAACUUGACUUCAAAUUUU
Molecule: messenger RNA, 1489 nt
Organism: Rubroshorea leprosula
Lineage: Eukaryota; Viridiplantae; Streptophyta; Magnoliopsida; Malvales; Dipterocarpaceae
Source: the annotation of a GenBank genome assembly